Molecule: messenger RNA, 1192 nt
Organism: Umbelopsis ramanniana AG
Lineage: Eukaryota; Fungi; Mucoromycota; Umbelopsidomycetes; Umbelopsidales; Umbelopsidaceae
Exons: 1
Coding region: 33-1109 (358 amino acids)
Molecular function (GO): DNA binding
Source: RefSeq, a predicted model, not a curated record
UGCGACGCUUGCAAGGUACACCAGCCUAUAGCAUGGUCACCAACCUCUGCUACCUUGCUCAAAGUCAUAUAGAAAACGCCUGGCAUCCGCAAAAUCGAGAAAAGGCUUUAUUAUUCUUCCAAAUGGCCCAGAUUCAUUUGUCUGAGAUGCUACUCCAUACAACGUGCCAAGAUGUUACUGACGUACUCAAAAUUAUCCGUGCUCGUAUCACAGCUAUGGAAUUUCUGGUGAAAACCGUCGAAAUAUCCUCUAUUUCCUACAACCAUAACUGGAGACAGGCCUUAGAUCCGAUUGUUCAGAUGUUUAAGAACGUCAAAUUGGAAUGCCAAACAGUAGCUGAUGAUCUGAACACAGAUAGCUCCACUUGCGUAGAGGAUUCUUCUGACAACGACUCCGUCAUAGAGAGCUUAAAGCCGACAGUGAAAUUCUGCAAAUCCUCGGAUACAAAGCUGAAGACGGUAAGAUGUAUAAAACCCUUGGAGGAUCCGCUGUUUUCACCAGAAGAAGAGGCUAUUUCUGAAUAUUCCUGCCCAAGCACUGGCUUUGGGGACCGUAUUAUAAAUGAAAUUCCCACCAAAAUGAUGAAAGAACCCAUCAACGCUUCCCAUGACAUUCAAUAUGAAGUGGAUGAAGCUCAAGACAUUGACCAUGCUGGCGACGAUUCAUCUUCUGAAUAUAUGCCAGUGGACGAUAGUAUUUCGCUAGGUAGCACGGACGAUGAAACCGACGCUUUUCGAAAUUCACCGUUUUCCGAUAUCGACGACAGUGUGCCUAGUUCAAAAACAUCUGUCCAUGACCUUGAACCGACAAUGGACAAAAACGAACAAAAUACGAAAUAUAAUGCUCGGACACUUCAUUACCUGGAGACCAUGUUCUUUGAAGUCUACUCCUGCAGGGAUAAACUGAGCAAAAGUGAGCGCAUCCUCAUACAACGGCAAACAGGUUUACCACCUCGCAGCAUUACGUAUUGGUUUGCAAAUCACAAAAGGCGAUAUCAAAAGGAAUUACAAAAAUAUCGACGGUCAAUGGCAACCUCCUAUGACGAGUAUUUGGCCACUACUUCGAAGCAUAAGACUAUCUUUAAAGGAAAAGGUCAAAGUAAACAAUAGGUCAACAUAUAAAAAAAUCAAAAUAUAGAGCUCAAUAGAAACAUGCUAUUGUUCAUACCAUCGUUCAUUGAAAAACCAGAAGC